AUGUUACUCUCGCCACAGAAGUAUGUGUUGGUGUGCUUCGUUACUUUUACUGCACUUUCUGUUUCAACAAGGCAACAAUCACGCACCGAUUGCCAGUCCAGUACUUGUGGAACCGUCAGAAUAGAGUACUCAUUUGGGACCUCUUCUGAUUGUGUCGACGAAGGAAAGUUUCUCCUAAGACGAUGUGAUGAGAAGGAGCAAAAGUUGUUUUUGAACAGCUCAAACUUAGAAGUUCUCCGCAUCUCCUUCCACGACGACGGAGAAGUAGAGGUACUUAUGGACGUUCUUUCCCUAUGCAACCACAAGGAAAGAGAUGGUGGACACAAGGUUCUUAAAAACCUCCGCAACGUCACAAGGUUUCCUGUGAUACUUGAUUGGACAUUGAAAGAAGGAACAUGCCAACAGGCUGAAAACACAAGCUUUUGUGGAGAGAAUAGCAAAUGCACCAAUACUACAACCAAUUUUUGGUAUACUUGCACAUGUCUAGAGGGGUUUGAAGGGAAUCCCUUCGUGCAACAUGGCUGCAAAGACAUGGAUGAGUUCCAACCAAAUGUUAAAUCUUGCGGGGAGGAUCAAACCUGCAAGAAAGUUGAUGGAGUCUUCCGGUGCAAGAAAAAAAAGGAAUCGGUAACAAUCAUUCUUCCUUGGCCUGACCGGUUGAUAAUUGCGGCAGAAAUCGCUGAGACUUUAUCAUACCUCCACUUCUUUGCUCCUGUCCCAAUAGUCCACGGCGACAUCAAACCUGAAAAUAUUCUUUUAACUCAGACCUUGACUGUGAAGCUAUGUGAUUUUUGGGCCUCUAGGCAGGUUCCCAACAACACAGGCCAGCUCACGACCCUUGUUCAGGGUACGUGGGUUACCUCGAUCCGGAGUAUCUCCGAAAAAAGUGACGUUUAUAGUUUUGGUGUUGUCUUGCUAGAAAUGGUUUCGGGCCAAAAGGCAUUGACCUUUAACCCAUCACACGGGGAGAGGGUUUUGGUCAAUCAUAUAGACGCCGCGUUCAAAGAAAAUCGCCUAAGUGAGGUGAUGGAUCAGAGGGUGGUGACUGCUGAUAAUCAGGCAGUGAUCCACCAAGUAGCUCUUCUAGGGAUGAGCUGCACCAAAAUGUGUGGAGUUGAACGGCCAGACAUGAGGAAAGUGGCUGAAGAUCUUCGAGGUUUACAAGCUUCAAGGCAAGUUGUGCAACAUGAGGCGGGUCCAUCUGCGCUUUCGAAAUCGAGGAGAUCGAGUAGAUAUUUUGUCUUUGUUUGA
Molecule: messenger RNA, 1251 nt
Organism: Eruca vesicaria subsp. sativa (arugula)
Lineage: Eukaryota; Viridiplantae; Streptophyta; Magnoliopsida; Brassicales; Brassicaceae
Source: the annotation of a GenBank genome assembly